AUGUCCGGUCCUGAUCUUCAUCAUCACGCAUCUUUUUCCGCUUCGAUAAACGACAUAUCAUUUUCGCCCCCAACUUCACCUCAUCGAUGUAAGUCGGCUCGGAGUCUUGCGGCGCUUAGGCGGACUGUCAAGAGUAUCUUGGCUGUUGAUGCUGCUGCUGCUGUUGAUGCUGCUGCUGCUGCUGCUCAGUAUACCGGUACGCACCGUGAAGAAUACAUCAUGGGUAGCAGGAAAGUGAAACGUUUCGCGCAGAAUCUCACCUACAGAUUCACACCUAUCAGUAGCGAGGCUAAGAGAAGCAAGCAAGCGACCAAGCAAAGCAAAGCAAAGCAAAGCAAAGCAAAGCAAAGCAAAGCAAGGGCUCUUCUUCAAUUACGGGGACCUCGCCUCGGCCCCGGUCGUGAAGCAAGGCUGCCUUCCGCAUUAAGGCUAGGGACUACUACUACUACUCCCUACGUCAAUUUCCCAAGUAGUAGUACUGUAGUACCGUAUAAGAAAUACGCUUCCAAAGGAUGUCGAGAAAAUGUACUUCUAACGCAUGAGCCCGGCCGCAGGCUAAAACCUACGGCCCUCCGCACGCUCCGGAGUAAGUUUUCCGCACUUCGCCGUGUAAUCUUCAAAGUUCAUCCUGGCAAGAGGCCUGUCUAUCAUGCAACAUGUGAACCAGAAACUGCUUGCUAUCAUGGAAUCGGUAAAAUACUAGAGGCACUACCUAGGAGGUUCACAAUACAAGAUCACCAUCAUCUCAGAUCACAACAACCUGAGGUAUUCUAUGACUACAAGGAUUCGAUUAAGCGGCAGGCAAGAUGGGUGAUCACCUUGUCUACGAUUGACUUUGAGAUCACCCAUAGACCAGGAUCAAUAUAUAUGUAUGCUACUUGGAAUACCGUAGAUCUUAUGUUGACAGUGAGAGGAAAGGUUGGGGGAGAACCAGCACAUACUUACCUUACAUAUGGAUGUCAAGUGCCUCUAUGCUGUGUAACCAAACCGCCGCACGCAGCAGGCGCCUUUACCGAACGCCGCACCUUCGGAGUACAUCUCGGUGGCGAUAAGGAGAAGAGUCGUGACUUGCGGCGAGAAGGAGACCAUCAGUUCGCCAAGUCCGCGGGAUCGGGGGGUUACCCAUCUCUUUCCAGGGUGUCCAAGCACAGGAUCAGCAUUGCUUUGGGCAGAAGUCAGAGAAUACCUAAGGCCAUGGGUUACACUGGCCCAAGAGAGAGAACGUCCAUCGCCACCUACGGUAGAUCUCGAGCUGAAGUAAUCGAUUCACGGACCAAGAGAGGGGCUCUUGCCCCCCGCGGCUCUGGCUCUGGCUCUGGUUCUGGCUCUGAGGCGGUGGGCGUGGCGUGGCGUGGCGUGGCGUGGCGAGGACCCUGCCCAGUGCCAACCAUUCGCCUUCGAGAUCUUAAUCAGGCGAACUUGAACGGACCGUGA
Drepanopeziza brunnea f. sp. 'multigermtubi' MB_m1 is the source of this 1434-nucleotide messenger RNA. The record is from RefSeq and is a predicted model, not a curated record. NCBI's taxonomy places the organism in Eukaryota, Fungi, Ascomycota, Leotiomycetes, Helotiales, Drepanopezizaceae.